Messenger RNA from Monopterus albus (swamp eel), 3694 nucleotides. RefSeq names its product bestrophin-3. The coding region runs from base 345 to 2261 and encodes 638 amino acids. Gene Ontology annotation, molecular function: chloride channel activity. Lineage: Eukaryota; Metazoa; Chordata; Actinopteri; Synbranchiformes; Synbranchidae. The record is from RefSeq and is a predicted model, not a curated record. The transcript is spliced from 15 exons.
CACUCUUCGAUCCCCCUCCAUUCACGAGAGACGAUCACAAGAGGUAUCACUCUGAGCAUCUUCCUGGAAAGGUUUUGAAAACAAACAAAAAGAACCGAGCUGAAACUACAUUUAGCUCACCCAUGCAUCAAUAUAACUCGGGUCUCUGUGUGCCGUCUGCUGCCUGCAUUACUGGGCAACUGGAUAGCAUCAUGGUGGACAGAAGGAGUGUGAGAGAGAGAGAGAGAUGGAGGGGGCUGUGGUUAGUUGCCAUUUGGGAAAAAUAAAUCAGGAAAGAAGACGCCUGAGGAAAAGCACCGCUAAGGAAAAACACAGACAUCUACGAGGCUUUCUAUUGUCUCAGCAUGACUGUCACAUAUUCCAGUCAAGUAGCCAACGCCACCUUCUUUGGUUUCCACCGGCUGCUGCUGCGCUGGAGAGGAAGCAUCUACAAGCUGCUGUAUCGAGAUGAAGUGUUUUUUUCUUGUUGGCUGAGAUGUCUGUGUCCUCUGUCCUCCAGGUUCUUCCUCAGUGACUAUCAGAAGAGACUAUUUGAGAAACUUUCUCUUUACUGUGACCAAUAUGCAGCGCAAAUUCCUGUCACCUUCGUCCUGGGUUUUUAUGUGACUCUGGUGGUGAAUCGAUGGUGGAAUCAAUUUGUUAACCUGCCCUGGCCUGACAGACUCAUGCUCCCUAUCUCCAGCUGUGUUAAAGGUAAAGAUGAACAUGGCCGCCUGCUGCGCCGGACCCUAAUGCGUUACACUAACCUGACGGCGCUCCUCAUUUUCCGCUCUGUCAGCAAUGCUGUGUGCAAGCGAUUCCCAACCAUGGACCAUGUGGUCGAGGCAGGCUUCAUGACUCCAGAGGAGAGGAAGGUGUUUGACAACAUCCGCUCUCCUCACCUGAAGUACUGGAUCCCUGCAGUCUGGUUCUGCAACCUGGCGGCUAAAGCUCGGCAGGAAGGACGCAUCGAAGACAGCAUCGAGCUGCACAUGCUUCUCAAAGAGAUGAACGCUCUCAGGGCUUGGUGCUUGACUCUCUUCGGCUACAACUGGGUCAGCGUCCCUCUGGUGUACACGCAGGUCGUCACUCUUGCCGUCUACACUUUCUUCUUCGCUUGUCUGAUUGGUCGACAGUUCCUUGACCCCGCCCAGGGCUACCCAGGUCACGAUCUCGACCUUUACAUCCCUGUCUUCACCCUUCUGCAGUUCUUCUUCUAUGCUGGCUGGCUGAAGGUAGCAGAGCAGCUGAUCAACCCGUUUGGAGAGGACGAUGAUGACUUUGAAGUUAACUGGGUCAUCGACCGGGGCCUUCAGGUGUCUAUGCUGGCUGUAGAUGAAAUGCACAUGAAUCUGCCUCAUAUGACCAAAGACAUCUACUGGAAUGACAGCGACGCUCGGCCACCGUACACCCUGGCUGCUGCCGACUACUGCAUCCCAUCAUUCCUUGGCUCCACCACUGACAUGGGACUCUCUGACAUCCUCCAGUUGGACGAGACCGACAUUAGCGACACUAAUCUACGACGGCAUAGCACGAUUACACCUCGGCGCAAAGAAUCGGUUCUUGGUCGUGUGAGGCGGGUGCUCAGCGUUCAGGACCCUCCUGGCCUCCGAGCUUCUCAACACAUCUUCAAACGGCACAGUGGUUACGUAGAAGAGAGCUUCAUCCCAGACAACAGUAAUUUCAGUCCCUCCAGGGUCAGUCUGGGUCCAGAGGACGUUCCUCCUCUUUCCAUGGACACCUUAUCCACCUUAAAGGAGGUUAACAGUGACCCUGCCUCCCAUGAAACCUUGCCAUCUCCUGUUUCCCCCCAGCUCGCUGUCAGCCCAUCGUUGUUCAGUGAUGUCCGUCACAAUGGGGAUUCUUCUGGCAAUGGUGAAACAGCAAAACCUCAGAACAGGCUGGAGCCUCUGCCCACCGAGGAGGCACCGUGCUCAGAAACAGCAAAGCCCAGGCCUUCAAUCACUCAACUGGGACCUAAGGAGUUUUGCUGGGUGCCCUUCAGUGCCUUGAACCGCCCACAAACCCAGCCACGGUGUCGCCAUUUCUCCAUCCAGUUCACUAGGAAGAUGUCAAAGAGAUCAACCCCCAGCCCACCAAGCUCCAAGGACCUGGGGAGUCAGAGGAAAUACCUAGCUCAUUUCCAGUCCCUGCGAUCACCUAGUCCCGGUACUGACACUCUGCAGCUUCCUGACCUGGAGUGUGGCGUUGAUGUUGAGGAUACGGCAGGGAGAGAGGAUCAGACGAUACAAGAAACCAGUAAAGAGACCCAAAAACACUGACUCCCAGUCGCAGAGUUUAGAAAAGAAACCACUCAGACAGUAAGUUAACACCAAUGAAACCAAGCAGAGCCAGUCUCAGAACUACAAUAGUAAUGACAGUACCCAACCUGAGCAGUCGCCACUUUGACUAAGAGGAAAGCUCAAUGUUGCUUAAUUUGUUGUUUUGAUCCAACAAAUGCUUCGACAGUUUGGCACUCCAGCUUCUGUUUGGGUUUAUCGCUUGUUGUCAGCUUUGUCACAAGAGACAAACUCCUACUGCAGGGUGUGACACCAAAGGAUAGAAAAGCACCCUAAUAGUAAAAAUAAAAUAUGAUCUUUUAAGCUGGGAAAGCUUAAUAAAUUACACUGAUGCCAUGUGAGAUUUUAAGAUAUUAAAUGGCAUUGCUCCAGUGGUACUCUCCAAAUAUGAGAGCCACUAGUGGUCACAUGUGAGCUGCAUCAUACCUUCAGGUAAAAGUCCGUUUGGUCAGUCUGCUUUUUCUUAUGAUGUCAAACACAGCUGCAAUAUGUUACCGGUGGGCAUUAGAAGAUUAACAACAUAAGGGAUUUUCACUAAAAAACUGCAAGUCUGCUUAUUGGAAAAACAAAAAUGUCAACAUUAUAUCUAACUGUCCUUGUGCAGUUGUUGUGUAUUUUUUGUGUCUGGUUGCAGCAUGUGCUUACUUUGCUCUCUUGGGCACAAGUUUUGUUGGUGAACAUACUCUAGAUAGUUUUAUAUUUUUCUGACUAGUGUCUAAAUUAUGUGUAGUUAUUUAUGUAUUGUAAUUUGUGUAUUUGUCUGUAUUUUUCCUUUUAGUAAUAUUUUAGACCUUUUUUUGUACUUGUUUUAAUUGUAUAACAUGUAUGACUUUCGGAUGAAAGUUAGCUUCCUGGCUAAAUAUGACACAUAUACUGUAUAUAUUUGAUGUUAAUUAAUGUGUAUUUGUCCCUGGCAAAUAAACUAAUAAAGAAAGAAAUAAUAACUAACUCUUGAGCUCAAAACAUGGAAACUGGGCAAAGGUGCAAAGAGCAUGUCACAACCACCAUCAUGUCUGUAAGGGUGCCCCACUUUAUUAUUCACUAUUACUUAAUAUUUUCUUAAUGAGAGAGCGGCUGUCAGUGCACGUCAAGCAAUGUGAAAUUAGCUGCAGAGAGCUGAACCUGUUGUGGAAAAAUGUGCUGACUUUGUAUUUCCAGGUAAAAAUCUGGGCCUUCCCAUUCACUCCAAUACAAUCAGAGGUUUCCUGGAAGUGAUCUAGUGGCCGUGAGGAGAACUUCAACUUUAGCACUGGCUCCGGGACUCAACUGUGGUGGCUGCUGAUUAGCUAAAGUACUGGUGCUCAGGAUCACUGAGUGGACUUUAAAGGUUUCUAGAAACUCCUUUCUAGAAUACAAUCGUGUGCCUUCAUGGGAUGACUAUUAUUGUUUUGUAAAUGUAACUGACAUAAUGAAUA